Molecule: messenger RNA, 1251 nt
Organism: Aspergillus calidoustus
Lineage: Eukaryota; Fungi; Ascomycota; Eurotiomycetes; Eurotiales; Aspergillaceae
Source: the annotation of a GenBank genome assembly
AUGGGCAAAGGAAAGAUCUGUGUCGCCUUCAGCGGUGGUCUCGACACCAGCAUCAUCUUGAAAUGGCUCAUCGAUGAGGGUUACGAAGUCGUCGCUUUCACUGCCAACGUUGGCCAAGAAGAGGAUUUCGAUGCCAUCAAGGAAAAGGCCCUGAAGCUCGGUGCCGUCAAGGCCGAGAUUGUCGACCUUCGCCGGGAAUUCGUUGAGGAGCUCUGCUUCCCCGCUAUUGCUUGCAACGCCAUUUACGAGAAUGUCUACCUUCUUGGUACCUCUCUGGCUCGUCCGGUGAUCGCCCGUGCCCAGAUCGACGUCGCACGCAGGGAGGGAUGUUUCGCUGUUUCCCACGGUUGCACCGGAAAGGGUAACGACCAGGUCCGCUUCGAACUCGCCUUUUACGCCCUUCAGCCCGACAUCAAGGUCAUUGCUCCCUGGCGUGACCCCGUCUUCUACGAGCGUUUUGCUGGCCGUAACGAUCUCCUCGCCUAUGCUGCCGAGAAGGACAUCCCCGUCACUUCCACCAAGUCCAAGCCCUGGAGUAUGGAUGAGAACCUAGCUCACUGCUCCUAUGAAGCUGGUAUUCUCGAGGACCCCGAUAUCACUCCUCCCGCCGACAUGUGGAAGCUCACUGUUGACCCUCUCUCCGCCCCUGACCAGCCUGAGGACUUCACCGUCCACUUCGAGAAGGGUCUUCCCGUCAAGCUUGAGUACACCGAGAACGGCGAGCAGAAGACCGCCACCGAUGCUGUUGACCUCUUUUUGACUGCUAAUGCCAUUGCUCGCCGCAACGGUAUCGGCCGUAUCGACAUUGUCGAGAACCGCUUCAUCGGCAUCAAGUCUCGCGGCUGCUACGAGACCCCUGGUCUUACCUGCCUGCGCUCGGCUCACAUUGACCUGGAAGGUCUUGUUCUUGACCGUGAAGUCCGUGCUCUGCGUGAUCAGUUUGUCACCGUCAACUACUCUAAGCUUCUGUACAACGGUCUCUAUUUCUCCCCCGAGCGCGAGUUCCUCGAACAGUCCAUUGUUGCCUCCCAGAAGUCCGUCAACGGCAAGGUCCGCUGCCGCGCCUACAAGGGCAACAUGAUCAUCCUUGGUCGUUCUUCCGAGACCGAGAAGCUGUACGAUAUGUCCGAGUCCAGCAUGGACGAGAUUGGUGACUUCUCGCCCGCCGAGACCACCGGUUUCAUUGGUGUGUCUGCUAUCCGUCUGAAGAAGUACGGCCAGAUGAAGCAGGCUGCUGGUGAGAAGAUGUAA